This is a messenger RNA of Enterobius vermicularis (human pinworm), 954 nucleotides long. The record is from the annotation of a GenBank genome assembly. Lineage: Eukaryota; Metazoa; Nematoda; Chromadorea; Rhabditida; Oxyuridae.
AUGGCGGACUGGAUGUCAAAAUUACCAGUUGCAGCCCGCGAAAGGCCACUGAUGAACUUAGCAAUUCCCGGAUCACAUCACAGCGGCACUUGCGAAUUAAAUGAGGAGAGCGAAAUUACAAUGGACCAACCGUGGUGUGUCCGAGCUCUGACCUCUAACGAUACUGUACGGAAAGCUGUUUACAACUGGUCCAAAGAUCAAUCGCUGAAUAUUUUACAGCAGUUAGAAGCAGGGAUUCGAUAUCUAGAUGUAACUGUGGUAGCAGCAGUCGACAACAUUUUUGUUGCUCACGGGUUGUACUGCAUGCCCAUUCGAGAGCUGCUCAGAAAAGUAGACGAAUUCACCACAGCACAUCCAAAGGAAGUUGUUUUGAUAGACAUCAACCGAUUUUACCAAUUUAACGAAUUCCAACAUGCUAAACUACUAGAACUGCUAGAUGCAGUCUUCGGGAAAAAAUUAAUCUCACGGCCUAGUUCUGCCCAGAACAUCCUCAGCUACACUUUAAACAAGAUUUGGGAAGAUGGAGGACAGGUUAUCGUGUUUUACCGGCCAAAUAAACUUGUUCUACCCAGAAAGGAUAAAGACAACGACGCUACGAUUUCAGAGCCUCCACAAAUACCAAAGUAUAUUUGGUCAAAUGAAUUUAUAAGGAACCCAUGGCCUCGUACUGAAGAACCAGAAAAGAUGAUAGAAGAAGUACAAGAAAUAUUUAAAAAGCGAAAUUUAGACGACGGAUUUCAAGUUUGCCAAGCCAUAGUAACCCUUACGUUGAACGCCGUGAUUCGGCAACCUUUAGGAACCUUUGAGACUCGCUACGCGCGAAGAACUACACGGGCUUUAGUUCGCUGGCUUAGGAAGCAUGGUUACGAAUACCGCUCGAAUAUCAACAUCAUUAGUACGGAUUUUGUGGAUGAGGAACAGUUUUGCGAGACAGUGAUUGAUCUCAACAAUUAG